Molecule: messenger RNA, 927 nt
Organism: Westerdykella ornata
Lineage: Eukaryota; Fungi; Ascomycota; Dothideomycetes; Pleosporales; Sporormiaceae
Product: phytanoyl-CoA dioxygenase
Exons: 2
Coding region: 1-927 (308 amino acids)
Source: RefSeq, a predicted model, not a curated record
AUGGCGCAGGACGAUGAAAGGCUGGGCCUAACCCCCGAGCAACUCACCUUCUUCAACGAAAAUGGCUACCUCCUCAUACCCGACGCGAUCUCGCCCGACACCGUAAACCAGCUCCUCGCAGACACCAAAACAAUGCUCGACGACUUCUCGCUAGCCGACCACCCCAUGACCAAAUUCUCGACCGGCGGCGAGGACGGCGCAACCCACGUCGGCGACGCGUACUUCCUCGAAAGCGGCGACAAGAUACGCUUCUUCUUCGAAGAAGACGCCUUCGACCCCUCCGGCACCCUCACAAAGCCCAAACCCCGCGCCAUCAACAAAAUCGGUCACUACCUGCACGAACUCGCCCCUUCCUUCCGCGCCAUGUCCCUCUCCGCCCGCAACGCCGCCAUCGCCCGCUCGCUCGGUUUCCGCGACCCGCGCGUCCUGCAAUCCAUGGUCAUCUGCAAGCAGCCCGAGAUUGGCGGCGCGGUGCCGCCGCACCAGGACUCGACGUUCUUGUAUACGGAUCCCCCGUCGGCGGUGGGGUUCUGGUACGCGCUGGAGGACUGCACGGCGGAGAAUGGGUGUCUGAGUUUCGCGGCGGGGAGUCACAGGCGGGAGCCGAUUCGGAAGCGGUUCGUUAGGACGGGCGAGAAGGGUGCGGAGGGUACGGGGUUUGUGGAUAACGAGGGCGCGAAGUUUCCGAGGGAUCUGCAGACACAGGAGAAUGGGGAGCAGAAGGAGGAGGUGUAUACGAUGGGGGAGGUCAAGGCGGGCACGCUGGUGCUGAUUCAUGGCAACAUCUUGCACAAGAGUGAGAGGAAUACGAGUGGGAAGAGCCGGUUUAUAUACACGUUCCACCUCAUCGAGGGCGAGGAGAAGUAUGAUGAGAGGAAUUGGCUGCAGCCGCCGGCCAAGGGGUUCUCAAGAUUAUAUUCACAGUAA